AUGUCUCGAGGGGACAAUGAGAAGCAAAGCACACCGAGGGGUGAUGUUGCUAUCGAAGACCAGCCAAAGAUCCCUAGAGAAUGGCGAGCCUGGGCUUGUCUCGCCGGGUGUUUUUUCCUCAUGUUCAACAGCUGGGGCAAUGUCAAUGCCACCGGAACCUACCUCUCAUACUACAAGCAACAUCUACUAGCAGAUUCGAAUGACAUACUUCAAAAUCUCAUCGGUGCAACACAGUGCUUUUGUGUGCUUGGUCUAUCCGGAAUCGUUGGCCGACUCUUGGAUGCAGGAUACAGCCGACAACUUCUCGGCGUUGGCGGACUGCUCACUUUCGUUGGCAUGCUCACUCUCGGCUUCGUAGGCGGGGACGGAUACAACGAGGGUAACUACGGUCUCGUAUGGCUCACCCAAGGCUUCAUCGCCGGGUGUGGGAUGGGCUGUCUAUUUGUCUCAAGCUCACAGAUUUGCUCAACGUGGUUCCCGCGCAUGAAGGGUCUUGCUAUCUGUAUUGUGGCGUCAGGAGCCAGUAUCUCUGGUCUUAUCUACCCUGUUAUGAUCAAAGAACUCCUGAUCCAGGUCGGCUUCAACAAUGCUGUGCGCUAUGUCGCCGCCGUGUUUGCGGCGACGCUGCUCUUCUCGUUCAUCUUCGCUCGACCCAAUCCUGCUUGGCACUUGCGCAAGCCCGAGCGCUGGACUGACAGCAAGGUCUGGGUGGACAAGAAUGCAUUCAAGAACAGGUCGUACGUGUUCUUUACGGCGUCGAUCUCUAUGCUAUUUCUGGGAUUUUAUCCAGUAUUCUUCAAUCUCGAGGAGUGGGCCGCUUCAGAAGGACUUGGUGUCAAGGACAGAGUUCCAGGUGGAUUUCAAAAUAUCGACCUGGGUGAAGAAGAGGUUGCUGGCGAUGCCAUCCGAACUUUCUAUCUUCUGGCAGUCAUGAAUGCCUCUAGCACGAUCGGACGUCUUGGAGCUGCAUUCCUGAGUGAUUGGAUGGGCGCUCUGAACCUGCACAUCGUCGCUACAUCUGUCAUCGCCAUCUUGGUCCUCUGCUUCUGGACCUUGAUCAACAACACAGCCGGCGCCAUCGGCUUCGUCGUCAUAUUCGGCAUCUUCUCAGGCACAGUCAUCGGCCUGCCCCCAGCUUCCACAGCCUACAUCCUCGAGCAGUCCGGCGCCCAGCAAUCCCGUCUCGGGCAAUGGGUCGGCAUGAUGUAUACCGCUGCGGCAAUCCCGUCACUCAUCGGGCCCAUUGCCGCCGGCGCUCUCGUCCAAUCCUUCAACGACUACCUAACUGUUCAGCUUUGGGCCGGCGUCUGUUUCGUGCUUUCCGCACUGCUGAUGGGCCUGUCCCGCUGGUUCCUUAACGGCGAAAUUCGCAAGAGGAAGCUGAGCGAGGGAGCCAUCGUCGGCGACGAUGUCGAGGGCCAUCCGAAUGUUCUCAGGAGCAUGACCAUGACCAGCGGCACGCUCACUGCUGUGCAGACUCCACGCCGAUCGGUCGACGAGGAGAACAAGGACGACGAGGAUGAGACGACGGAGAACACGAACCACAACCGACGACACCUUGAAGCCGCUGCAUGA
Molecule: messenger RNA, 1575 nt
Organism: Pseudovirgaria hyperparasitica
Lineage: Eukaryota; Fungi; Ascomycota; Dothideomycetes; Acrospermales; Acrospermaceae
Product: MFS general substrate transporter
Exons: 5
Coding region: 1-1575 (524 amino acids)
Biological process (GO): transmembrane transport
Cellular component (GO): fungal-type vacuole membrane
Molecular function (GO): transmembrane transporter activity
Source: RefSeq, a predicted model, not a curated record